ACCAACAAAUGACCAAUUAAAAAGUUCGUUUACUAGGGAAGGCUGAGCGCCAAGGACGAGGAGUAUUUGUUGUGUACUCCGCCGGUAAUAAACUGAUAACACCAACACAAACGCGAACGAGUGAAAAUAGCGUCAAAACAGCCAUAGAAAUGGACGGAGAACUGCCGCCGGCAUCGGCUCCGGCUCCACCGUCCAUCCAUCCUGCCGUAACACCGCUAUCAUUCUUACUCGGAACAUGGAGAGGCAAAGGCGACGGUGGAUUCCCUACCAUUAAUUCCUUCUCUUACGGCGAGGAACUUCACUUCUCCCAUUCCGGCAAGCCAGUGAUUUCCUACAGUCAAAAGACUUGGAAACUCGAUUCUAAAGAGCCAAUGCAUGCUGAGAGUGGCUAUUGGCGUCCCAAGCCCGAUGGUACCAUUGAGGUAGUCAUCGCUCAAAGUACUGGUCUUGUUGAAGUUCAGAAAGGAACCUUUAAUGCAGAAGAGAAAGUGAUAAAGCUUCAAAGUGAACUUGUGGGAAAUGCUUCUAAGGUGAAAGAAAUAAGCAGAGUGUUUAAAUUGGUGGAUGGAGAACUUUCCUACGUGGUUCAGAUGGCUACUGCCUUAACCAGUCUUCAACCACACUUGAAAGCCUUGCUCACUAAAGUUUGACGCAAUAAAAUAAGGUUAAAUCAUAUAAAAAAAUAUCCUUCUAACCCUUUUAUUUAUUUUAAAAUUACUCUUAAUACUUCUAAAAGUUUGCAAUAGUAUCCUUAAAUUUUCAUAAACGUUUUGAAAA
Cucumis melo (muskmelon) is the source of this 777-nucleotide messenger RNA. RefSeq names its product peroxynitrite isomerase Rv2717c. NCBI's taxonomy places the organism in Eukaryota, Viridiplantae, Streptophyta, Magnoliopsida, Cucurbitales, Cucurbitaceae. The record is from RefSeq and is a predicted model, not a curated record. Bases 150 to 650 code for a protein of 166 amino acids. The transcript has 4 exons.